Molecule: messenger RNA, 1830 nt
Organism: Ilyonectria robusta
Lineage: Eukaryota; Fungi; Ascomycota; Sordariomycetes; Hypocreales; Nectriaceae
Exons: 1
Source: RefSeq, a predicted model, not a curated record
AUAGUACACGUCGUGGCCUUCCUUACAGCCUUCGCCCUGAUCCUUCUCAACGCCUCAUCCCUCUAUCUCGGGGGUGACAUGCCAGGCACGAUUGAUAGAGACUCGGAGAAAUUGUUCGGCUUGCUGUUUGCGGCCAAGAUACAUGAGCUGUUGAUGCUCGCCUCCGUAGGAUCUAUUCUCGGCGCGUACAUCCGUAUGGAGCUGAGCCGCGACAACUCUACUGGACUUCCUUUUGGUGCUCUCUUCUCCCCCUUUCAGUUCCAAAACCUCUCCUUUCUCUUCUCUUCGGAAAUGGCCGGUGUCUACUUCCACGAUUGGAAAAAGACUCGGCGCCAGGCUCUCUUCAUCGGUCUGGUCGUCGCAUGCUGUAUUCUCGGCGUGUCUGUUGGGCCCUCCUCAGCAACGCUGAUGCGCCCGCGUCUUGACACUUGGGCCGCUGGAGGCACAACAUUCUGGGUGAAUAUCACAGAGGACGAACUCUACCCUAAGGCCAUUGCCAACUCUGCAGGCCUUUCAAGUUGCCUCGUCGACUCUGGGGACUUGUCGUGCCCUGUGGGGAACUGGCAAAUCUUGGACCAGGCCUUCUUUUCGUAUUGGCCACAGCUGAAGAUGCAAAGCCCUGAGCAUGGCCCCGAGAGUAUGCCAGGCUACAUGAUAGUUCAGAGUCGAUAUUCUGGGCGGGAUUUCCGGAUCAAAUCCAGUGGCCGCAUGAUUUGGGCUGCUAAGAAUACUCUUGCGUCCGUUCCUCUGUCCCCGCUUGCCGACGCUGUUGCCGAGUUGGGCCGCCUCUGGUCCAUUGCCGCUGCAUCGGCUUCCGACAUAAAGUACAAGUAUCGUCAGGAAGCCUACUUCACGCUCGAAGCUCUCCAACCAGUCGUGAUGACCAGAUGCCAAUCAAACGGGUUUCCUGUCCUCGAUAGCAUGUCAGACUCAGAGCCGUACAACCAGACUAUCUCUGAGGAUUCUGCGGGGAUUGACCCUAUACCCGCCAUCGCUUGGCUCGAUGACAAACCGCUCAUGGACAGAUUGAAUAGUUCGGUAGCUGCAGUAGUUACCAUCCCUGGGAGUGGAGAAUUGUCGCCAUCUACCCAAUUCUGCAGCAUUAAGGCUGUCUUCGCCCCUUCGAGUUACCAGGCGAAGUGGAGCAGGCAGAAGGUUGUCACCGGUUGGCCCAGCGGUAUUGAGGAUGAGGAUUUCUUAGACUCCAGCUUUCAAGCAAUUACAGUCGACGCGUCAUGGGCUCGCUAUCUCAACCCGAGAAUCUCAGGAACAAACAACACCGUCUUGGCCAGCAUAUUGAGAUCCGCGGGACUUUGGAGCGCAGGGACUCCGUCUCAGGGGUGGGACGGAGAAAUUGUAGAAAGCGUCCUAGCCGCACUCAUAGCCAACGGUAUAUCCCGGGCGCAAUACAACGCAACAUUCGGCCUGGAGCUACUCAAAGCGAAGUGGACAGAGGAGAUGGUAUCUCAGAAGUCAAGAAUCUGGGCCGCCAAUGAUACCAACCUGGGCCAUGUAUUCAACAAUCCGGAAGACCCGGGCAGACGAACGAAGCUCAAGUUCUAUGCCACUGUCCACGGAUAUUCUUACAACUUGGUUGGAAAGGCGCAGCUGUUGACAGUGGUGAUACUCAUCCUGUACAUGUGUCUUGUUAUCAGCCACCUUGGGGUAUUUAUGGCCACAGGCCGGUCAUGGGCUGGCUGGAACUCGCUACCUGAGGCAAUUGCAGUCAUUGCGUAUAGAAUGCCAGGCAACACACUAGGACAAGUUCUUAGGCAGGUUGGAGGUAAGGAUGGAUUACUUGAGGGGUAUUGUGAGUUGGUAAAGUGGUAG